AAGAACAUUUCCUGACAAGAAAAACAUUUAUUUGAUCAAUUUAGGCUUAGAGUUUAAGAUUUUGGGUUCUCAGGUAUUGUAAUAUAUGGGAUCAAAAGAAGAAGCAGGUAAGCUAGAGUGGAGGAUAAGUGUUGACAAUGGGACAACCGAGAGAUUGGUUCCUGAAUCAGGACCUAUUGAAAGAAUCUUUCUUUGGCUAAAGGGUUUAGUAAUGAAGGUAAUCGUGGAGCGACUCUCAAAGUUUAUGAGGAAGACUUGGAGGAUUGGGGCAGAUGAACCGGCAAAAGUGGUUCACUGUCUAAAAGUAGGACUUGCACUUUCAUUAGUAUCAAUUUUCUAUUACAUGAGACCUUUGUAUGACGGAGUUGGAGGAAAUGCUAUAUGGGCUAUCAUGACUGUUGUAGUCGUCUUCGAAUCAACUGUCGGAGCAACAUUCUCCAAAUGUUUGAACAGAGUGGUGGCAACUAUAUUAGCUGGAUCACUAGGCAUUGCUGUUCAUUGGGUUGCAACUCAAUCAGGAAAAGCUGAAAUUUUUGUGAUUGGAUGCUCUGUUUUUCUCUUUGCUUUCGCAGCUACUUACUCGCGGUUUGUGCCAUCAUUCAAAGCUAGAUUCGACUAUGGAGCGAUAAUCUUUAUCCUCACAUUCAGCCUUGUCUCAGUAGGUGGUUACCGAGUAGACAAGCUGGUUGAUAUGGCUCAGCAAAGACUAUCAACUAUUGCUAUUGGAACAUCUAUUUGCAUUAUCAUUACUGUCUUUUUCUGUCCCAUAUGGGCAGGAACUCAGCUUCACCGUCUUGUGCAACGUAAUUUUGUGAAACUUGCCGACUCAUUAGACGGCUGUGUAGAAGAGUACUUCAAGAAGAAAGAUGUCUUGAAGAAUGAUAAUGAAGACGAAGAAACUAACAUGAAGUUGCAAGGAUUCAAAUGUGUACUAAACUCUAAGGGAACAGAGGAAUCCAUGGCGAAUCUAGCUAGAUGGGAACCAGCACAUGGAAGCUUUAACUUCAGGCAUCCAUGGCAACAAUAUGUAAAGAUAGGGGCUGCUAUGAGGAGAUGUGCUUAUUGCCUUGAGAAUCUUAGUAUAUGCAUGACCUAUGAAACAGAGGUACCAGACCAGGCCAAGAAACACUUCGGAGAAGCUUGUCUGAAACUGAGCUCGGCUUCUUCAAAAAUCUUGAGAGAACUAGCGGAUAUGAUGAACAACACGAGAAAAUCUUCGAAGAUGGAUUUCUUGGUGUUUGAUAUGAACUCAGCAGUACAAGAGCUUCGAGAGACCUUAAAGAGUGUUCCAGUUGAAAGCAACAAACCCAAAGAAGAAGUUCCAAACAACCAAGGAGACAGAACCAUGUCGAUGAGCCUACAUGAAGUACUUCCAGUUGCCACUUUGGUCUCGUUGUUGAUUGAAAGCGCAGCUAGGAUUCAAACAACGGUCGAAGCAGUCGAUGAACUUUCAAAUCUUGCGGAUUUUAAACAAGAUUCAAAAAAGAAAACCGGAGACAACAAGGCUAAACAACCACCACUAAGUUCAUAAGCUGCUUUAAUUUAAAUCACACAUCGAGAACUCAACAGACAUGAAGAUUUUAAACCUGAGUUUUCAUGUGUAUAUAUAUAUAUAUAUAUAAAGCCUCUUAGAAUAUGAGUUUCCUUUGUUCCACAACCGAAGCUUUCUUCGGCAUGGUUUUCAAAAGCCAACAAAACAAGUUAUAACUAAAUCUUGAUAUA
Messenger RNA from Raphanus sativus (radish), 1722 nucleotides. RefSeq names its product aluminum-activated malate transporter 10-like. Lineage: Eukaryota; Viridiplantae; Streptophyta; Magnoliopsida; Brassicales; Brassicaceae. Gene Ontology annotation, cellular component: plant-type vacuole membrane. Gene Ontology annotation, biological process: malate transport. The record is from RefSeq and is a predicted model, not a curated record. The transcript has 6 exons. Bases 86 to 1531 code for a protein of 481 amino acids.